This is a messenger RNA of Lethenteron reissneri (Far Eastern brook lamprey), 995 nucleotides long. RefSeq names its product chromo domain-containing protein cec-1-like. The record is from RefSeq and is a predicted model, not a curated record. Lineage: Eukaryota; Metazoa; Chordata; Hyperoartia; Petromyzontiformes; Petromyzontidae.
CAGGAUCUGAAGGAACCCAAAGAGCUGAAGGAGAUGAGCAAGGAGGAGGUGACGGUGGACGGGGACGCGAAGCCAGCAGCCGAGAACGGAGCCGGAGACAACAAGACCCCCGCCAACGGCACCACUGAGUCUGCAAGUGGCGAGAAAGAGAAUGGCGAUAGCAAGGCUGCCGACAAGGUUGACGGUGACGUCAAGCCGGUGGACUCUGCGGAGAAGAAAGAGUCGUCCCCCGUAGAUGCAGCGUCGCCCACGACGGAGGGCGACUCUGCUGCUCCCACGACAGAAGCCGACAAGGCCGACAAGACGGCUGCCGACAAAACUGCUGAGGCCACCAAAGAAGUCGAAGCCGCCACGGCGGACGAGAAGGCCGAUGCCGGAGACGACAAGACGGACGGAGACGUGAAGGUGGACGAGCAGAAGAAGGAUGAGGCGGCUGAGGUGGAGAAGGUGGAGGAGGUGGAGAAGGUGGAGGAGGUGGAGAAGGAGAAGGUGGAAAAGGUGGAGGAGAAGGAGGCGGUGAAGGAGGUGGUGAAAGAGGCGGCGGGGGGCGAUGUUGGCAUCAAACGCCCGGCUGAUGCUCCAGCGCAGGAGGAGUCUGGCGAGAAUGACGCCAAGAAGCAGAAAUCCGAGAAUGGCGACGCUGCCGCUGAGUCAACCGCCUAGAGCCCUCGCCAGCCGCUCACCACCACUCACCACUACUACUCACCACCACUCACCACUACUCGCCACUACUCACCACUACGCUCACCACCACUACACUCACCACUACUCACAACUACUCACCACCACGCUCAUCGCCACUACGCUCCUACUCACCACCACGCUCACCACUACUCACCGCCACCACUACUCACCACCACCACCACCACACUCACUGCCACCACCACUACACGCUGAACAAACACUAAAGGCACAUCCCCCGCUGCUCGUUUACUCGUAACGCACUACACGCACUGCACGCACAUGCUACACACCGCACACUACACACACACACA